This is a messenger RNA of Drosophila virilis, 925 nucleotides long. RefSeq names its product Single-strand-selective monofunctional uracil-DNA glycosylase (gene Smug). NCBI's taxonomy places the organism in Eukaryota, Metazoa, Arthropoda, Insecta, Diptera, Drosophilidae. Gene Ontology annotation, molecular function: oxidized pyrimidine nucleobase lesion DNA N-glycosylase activity; single-strand selective uracil DNA N-glycosylase activity. Gene Ontology annotation, biological process: base-excision repair. The record is from RefSeq and is a predicted model, not a curated record.
AAAUCGGGGUGCACUAAAAAACUUAAAAAUUGUAAUUUUUGCAAUGUUGAAACGAAAACUGGAAAAGAAAAAAGCGGCAGCCCUUGACCUGAAGAAGUUAAAAACAAUUCAGCCUGAUGCAUUAACUUCAGGACUGUUUGUCCAACCAUUUUGGAUGCAGUUUUAUAAAAUUGAAUGCCAAUUGAAUGAGCAACUGGCUACGCUUGGACUGCCCACGGGCAUUACAUGUACUUACAAUCCAGUCGAGUAUGCGUCGUCGUUGCAUUGUGCCUAUUUAAGUCGUUAUUUAUGUGGACCCAAGCGUGUCAUAUUUAUAGGCAUGAACCCUGGGCCAAACGGCAUGGGCCAGACAGGCGUACCUUUUGGAAACGUACGCACCGUGCGCGACAUGAUGCAUCUCUCUGGCGAGGUGCUGCAGCCGUCUGUGCUGCAUCGUAAACGUCCUGUAAAUGGAUUAAAUUGCAAGAUUGAGGAGCCGAGCGGUGUGCGGUUGUGGGAGCUGUUUGAGCGUUUGGCUGCCGGCAGUCUAGAUACCCUUUCGCAACAAUGCUUUGUCCACAACUUUUGCCCCCUGGCAUUCUUCGAUGAAGAGGGUCACAACAUAACACCAAGCGAACUGAAAGGCCAAUUAAAGCAGCAGAUUCGAGACAUGUGCUUGGAUGCAUUAGAGAAGCAGCUGCAACUGUUGCAGCCGCAAUUUGUGGUGGCAGUAGGAGAGUAUGUUCACAAGGUGCUGAACAGAUCGUCGUAUUGUAAAACAGUUUCUGUGAGCCGCUUACCACAUCCAAGUCCGCGCUCGCUUCACAAUACUAACUGGUCAGAAAAGGCUCAGGCUUUUUUGGAGGAGCAGGAUCUUAUCAAGUUUAUGCGCAAUGAGGCGCAAGGUAAUUCUUAUUGAUUAAGUUAAACAAACAACUAUAAAAAU